AUGUCACCUGGUGGCGCACAACCGAGCCAGCCAAACUCAUCAUCUACUCCACCACGCCCCAAUGUACCAGCUCAAGCUGUGAGCUCAAUAAAAACUACCCCAAACAGUCAUGGGGCUGCUACUGUCAGUGAACACAUUGGCCUGGUUGGUACUCGGGUUAAUCAAGUCCGCCCAUGGGUUCAGCGUGACAUUGAGAAGGCUGAGAGAUGCCACAUAGAUAAGAUGCUGGAAGUCCUCUUGCAGCGCGCUUCUCUCGAUCCGAAGACUGAACAGCCUGACCUCCUGGGAAGGUGUCUCCAGGCCGUUCUAUCAGUUUGCAAUUGGACUGCAACACCCGCUGGUAAAGCCCCUGAUAAAGACUUUCAUUCUUCCUGCAUCAAGGACGCCCUUGACAAAUAUGUGUUGAAAGGAGUCGAAGAGGACUACUACGAGCCUUUCAUCACAGCCACCAACAUUGCGCUGGCUUGUCUUGACAAUAUCAAGAUUGAAGGAAUGCGUGCUACUUUGGGCGAGCCAGAUAUUGUCUUGCAGAUGAAUGAUAUCGAAAUGACCCAAUCCCACCAGAACACAACAUCGCAACGGUGGCCCAACAUCGAACCAAAAGCAAAACUCCUUUGGAAAAACGUGCUGGCAUCAAUCGAGUUCAAGAGAAAGACGAAGAAGUAUCUUCGUGUCCCCUCUUCGUAUGACGUGAAGAGUUAUGUCCCUACAAAGCCAGAAUAUCUGGGAGUAGAAACUCCUGCCACCGACACCCCCGAGACCCCAGCGUCAGGCCCUUCGCAGACCCAAGCGGAACAACCUAAAGCUGCCCCUCCAACUAUACGCCGUUCAAACCGUCUUAUUGCACAGUCCCCGGCCACGACCAGUAACUCCAGUUCCAAGCGCAAGGCAGAGGAACCUUUGCAAUGCACUGGCAAGCGAACCAAGACCAGCGAGACGGAGCCCAAGCUAGAUGUGACUGUCCAAACAGGACUAUAUGCUGCUGAAAUGUUCGCAGCAAAUAUUGCAGUCAAACAUCUCCUUAAUCUUAUUAUCAUCGAUGCUAUUAUCUGGGAUUGGGGUCGAAACCCGAACUUCAAAGAAGUUGAGCAAGGAGGUUCACACAUGUUGAAAUUGGAUGACGAGGAAGAGGGCUCGCAAAUAUUGCAAUCGGACGACGAGGAAGGAAGUUCUCAAAUGUUGGAAGUCGACGGUGUGGAUCUUCUCUUCCACACCAGCGACAAAGCAAGAGUCACUCACUACGGACUGAAAGGACGGGCCACAAAUGUGGUCCCGGUCACCAGCGAAUACCUAGCUAAGAAAUACCCUGAGGUACAGAAAGAUGAAAUGGUGGCCAAAAUAUUCUGGGCAGAGGAGGGACGGACUAGUGAGCCAGAGAUCUUGAAAAAGGUUGAAGAGAUCGCCAAGACGGAGAAGGCUGUGGAAGGCCAUACACCUCACCUGCUUUGGCACCACAAGUUGAAAAAUCCUACCUCCGCAAUCCGAGAAGCACUUGGCCUUCCAGAACCCAAGAAGGGUAGCUGCGUGCUCUAUGUUCUCAUUUUCCGCAGACUCCAACCACAAACCUCGAAGGCGAACAUCUUUUCGAUGUGUGGCGUCAAUGCAUCUUGUGUAUGUGGCCAUCUUGCUCUCUGGAAAGGAGGAGUUCAUCACCGAGAUGUCAGCCCUCCUAACAUGAUGUUUUACAAGACCGAUAAAGGCGUCCUUAUGGGUGUCUUAAACGACUUUGAUCUAUCAUCAUUGGCGACCACAAAGGGGCCUCUAGGCAACGAGCGUACAGGCACAGUGCCAUUCAUGGCGCUCAAUCUUCUCACCGAAGAAGGGGUAGACAAUGCCCAGGAAUCAGAAGCAGAUAUGGAUGAGUUUCUAUGCAGAUUUACAUCUACCAAAAGCUGGAUUAGCCUCAGCGAGGAUUUACCACGGACACAAUUCCAUCUUCUAUUCUUUUUCGCAAACCACCCCGACUCAUUAGUCCUAAGACCUGGAUCUGUUUUAGUUGCAACCCAGCACAUGACCUACAAUGCAUGCAAUUUCCUUUUUGGUGCACAAUGUUUUCUAUCCUCUCUUUCUCUUUUGCCUUUGCGACUCUGUGCAGAUAUGGCUCGCACCAGGCGGACCAAAAUAAAGUCUACCGGAGGGCCUGCGAAACGUGGUGUACUACCUGGUUCCCUCAGGCAUGUCCCUGUUCACAAUGGCAAAGUGCUCAUCGAAAGUGUAUAUCCCAACACGUUACCAAGUGGGUUGUCGAAGAUGAUAACGAGUGGGAUUAAAGGCCCACUGAAGCCUCAACAUUGGAACAUCAUAAGCGCGGCUGACUCCCCCAGUAUGUACAAGUGCUCAUUUUGCCCGCGCACCAUAUGCAAGUGCUGUCUUGCCAUCCCGGAAGAGUUGCGGGAGUAUAUCGACAGCGACGAUAUUUUUUUCAGAUGCCCAGGUUGCCACGAAGUUCGCGAUAAAUGGAAUAGGAAGGGCAUCAUUACACCGUACUCUGGUUUUGAGGACGCUGAAGGGAAGCCUGCGCUGGCGAGGCCUGUCACUAUCCAUGGCCACAUUGAGCUGACCAGUCAGUCAGAGGUAUGCACCAUGCCAGUUCUCAUUCUCAACUUUGUCCUCGAUGGUGUUGAUGUCCUUGGGUCACCUGCACGCAUCAUGCGAGAUGCACUGCAUCCAUACGUUGCUGCAGAUUACCGUGAAAUCAUCUUCGAUGUCAGAACAGUUUCCAAGGCCAAGAACCAUGCUAAGUUAAUGACGAAGCUCGCAAAUGAACUAGGAUCACGUUGUUAUGAUCGUGUCGAGGUCUUUGUCCACUCUCACUCAGAGACCACGCAAGGUGACCUUUGGGGAGGGUUCAAGAACAGCAAGAACAAAGGUGAGCAAGGGGAACCUGUCGCCUACGCAAUCAAUGAUUUUUUUGUGCUAGUCUUCGUCAAUGGCAUGGAAAACUUUCUGCAGGGAAGCACGCUGUGGAUGUUGGUGUGCGGCCAUAUGGUACGCGAAGUUGACGCCUUUGACAAUUUCAAAGCUUGUACCAAAAGUUAUGAAGUCCAACAUGCUUUUGCAUUCGGUGCUGAGCACUUUCAUGCAUGCCUUAUCAUGGCAUUCAACAUCACUUAUGUCAGUUGUGUUCUUGUUGAAGGCUUCGAGGUACAGGACACCAUGCAGGAUCUUCUGGUAGCGUCCUUUCAACUCGGCAUGCACAGUUCCAUAAUACAUGUCCAUAUCACAAAUGCUUUCCGUCAUCACCCGCCUACUGUCUCCGAAUACAACAAAGGGGCCCUGUAUGUCGACGAAAAGGCCUCCAUGAUCACAUCGACAUACACAUACUUCGAUGAGAACCAGCAUCCUUGGGGAAACCCUCUACCAUAUCAAUGUUUGGACUGCAACUGUGUUCGUCCUUGGAACUGCAGCACUCGCUCUAUGUCCGACAAUGUCAAGUUCUCUUGCAAGAACUGCGGUUUCAUCCUUACCUAUACGAAACCUGACCAGACAAAAAUCAUCCUAUUCACCGAUGGUUAUCAGGGAACUAGCAAUUCCAGUGGGAAGCUAACGAAAAAAGGCCGUGGCACCGGUUGUGGGUGGCUGGUGCUUGUAGUAAACGAGCCUGGUGUGCCAGCUGUUGCUCAAUCAAGAACCCAUGCCGCUGCGGACCAUUGA
Molecule: messenger RNA, 3654 nt
Organism: Suillus paluster
Lineage: Eukaryota; Fungi; Basidiomycota; Agaricomycetes; Boletales; Suillaceae
Exons: 15
Coding region: 1-3654 (1217 amino acids)
Source: RefSeq, a predicted model, not a curated record